AGACAGCUCCCGUCGAACACGUCCGGCGAUUGUUCAUUGAAAGGGUUUCGCUUGACGAAAUAUUGUAGCUUAUCAAGGGUACAAUGGCAGGCCAAGUUGAUCGGGAUAAGUUAGUUUAUCAGGCUAAACUAGCUGAACAAGCUGAGCGUUAUGAAGACAUGGUAGACGCGAUGAAAUCAGUGGUGGAAAGUAAAGAGGGCAACGACUUGAGCAACGAGGAAAGAAAUCUGCUGUCGGUGGCUUACAAGAACGUGGUGGGCGCGCGGAGGUCUGCCUGGCGAAUCAUUUCGAGUUUUGAGCAAAAGUCAGAAGUUGGAAAUAAAGCCGAAUUGGCCGAGGAAUAUCUCAAUAAAAUAAAAGAAGAACUGAAGGAGAAGUGCAACGAAGUCUUAAAAUUGAUCGAUGAACACCUCCUUAAGCUCGCUGAUACAAAUCAAGGGGACGCGAAAAGCUCCGAACCAAAGGUGUUCUACUUAAAAAUGAAAGGCGAUUACUACCGUUAUCUGGUCGAGAUUGAGCCACAGGAAAGCGACGAACGCAGAGAUUUAGCGGAAAAAUCCCAGAAAGCUUACGAAGAAGCAAAAGAGAAUGCUAAGCCCUUGGCUCCAACUCAUCCCAUUCGUCUUGGUUUGGCGCUCAAUUUCUCCGUGUUCUACUACGAGAUUAAAAAUGACCAAACACAGGCCUGUAAGUUGGCGAAAGAAGCUUUUGAUGAGGCGAUAGCCGAUCUGGACAGUGUAGAAGAAGAUUCUUAUAAGGACAGUACUUUGAUAAUGCAACUUCUGCGUGACAAUUUAACUCUGUGGCAAUCAGACGCUGGCGAUACCGAAGUUGAUGGUGGAGAUUGAAGUGUUAAAGUUUAUAGUGUAAACCUAUCUUCCUUGCCUUGAACUGUUAGCACUGGAAUAAAGAAAGUUCAGGACAUGUAGGCUAAAAACAAUGAACGAUGUAGCUCUUAACUGCUAAGUUGACUAUAAAAAGCUGGUAGCAUAAGCGUGUAUUUACAGUUUCUUUCGUGCACUGUUGGUUACAGAUCACUUGUGCUCUAAGUAAAGGCAGUUGAAAUAUGCGAAGGUAAACUGAAAAGUGUUAUCUCGUUGUAUUUAAACGUCAAGCGUAAAGCGAUGCUGUGAACAUCAGGAAAAUCAAGAGUAUGAAGGUCUGUGCUUUUCAAUACCAGUGAAGUAUUAGUGGUGUUUUUCUUUGGAACGGAAUUAAAGCCAUUUACUGCCGUGCUAA
Orbicella faveolata is the source of this 1239-nucleotide messenger RNA. Its product is annotated as 14-3-3 protein zeta-like. The record is from RefSeq and is a predicted model, not a curated record. Lineage: Eukaryota; Metazoa; Cnidaria; Anthozoa; Scleractinia; Merulinidae.